CUUAGUUCUUGAAUUUUGAAAAAUCGUUAAAUCUUCAUAUACUCCUUUCUAAAGUCAUGAUGAAGACAAACGAAUCUUUUCUUUGUUUUAAAAUUAAGCCAACUCCAAGGUUUUGAAGUGUAUUAAUAAUAACCACCUAUCUGGAUGCAAGAUUUUCGUCAUAUGCGAAUCGAUGCUUAUCAAAUGCAAGGGACCGUCGUCUCACUUACGAUUUAAUUUUACACCAAUCAAUCAUUAACCUAUAUAUUGCCAAGACAUGAGCUUAGAAAGUACUUGAGAUACACGGAAGACGAUGAUAUGGUCUGGCAACCACAAUAUAAAGACAUAAAAAGAGAAAUUUAUUCAGAUUGAUUUAUAUACAAGGGAUAAAUGGCAACCGAAGCAAAAAAUCUUUCUGUUCAAGAGAAGUGUACACAUCUAGAAUUACGGAAUGAAUACAGCGGCAAAGUUGAUAGCAACAUUUAUAUCAUCAAUGCUGUUCUCAAUAUCGUAUUCUGUGUCCCUACUUUCCUAAUCAACUUGAUUAUGAUUGUAGCAGUUUGGAGAGUGUCAGCACUUCGUAUGCCAUCUAACAUCCUCAUCUGUGCCUUGGCAACUACGAACUUUUUCGUUGGUGUCGCAUCACAACCAGCAUUUGCCAUCAACAAUCUAAGCAUCGUUGUGUUGCACUCGGUUACGUGUGCUACUUCAUACCUGAAUGCAGCUUAGGCAAACCUAUUUUGCUGCAUGUCUCUUCUUAUAUUCACAGCAAUCAGCGUCGACCAGCUCCUCAUGAUUCAUCUUCAUCUCAGAUAUAACACUCUGGUCACCAACAAAAGGACAACCUUUUUCUUGGCUGCCUUGCUUUUAUUUUCUGGAGUUUUUACAGCAUUAAACUUUUUCAACCAGGUAGUAUACGUCAUCUUGAUUAUGAUGAUCAACUGCACUUGUUUCAUAACUACAUUCAUUUCCUACGCUAAAAUCUACCGUACCGUGAUACGACAUCAACAUGAAAUCCACGACCAGGCGAUGGCUGUUGCUACGAGUGGGAACAGUAGCAGCAACAACAACAACACGGUGCUAGAGUUGGCUCGUUUUAAGAAGCGUGCCUUUAACACGCUUUGCAUCUAUAUCAUCUUCCUGAGUUCUUAUAUCCCAUAUCUCUGUACUGUGGUACUAUUACGUUUGCAAAGAGAGCGAGCAGUGUUAAUUUUUGGGGUGAAGAACUUUGCUGUUACGAUCAUCUUCUUCAACUCGCUAGUCAAUCCUUUGAUGAUAUGUUGGAAGAUGAGGGAUAUACGAAAUGCCAUGAAGCGACUAGUGAAUUGUUUUGUGUGCAAAAAAACAGGACUGAAAUAGAAAAGUGGCCAGAGAAGAGUCUAGCUGUUUAAAGACCUUUUCUUUUGGCCUUUCUUGGAUUUUAUUAAGUUCUUCCAUUUUAUAUCUUAAUUUUGCUGUUUUUCGGCAUUUGCAAUUACUCUCUAGAGCUAAAACGAUUUACUUGGUCUUGUCGCCGGUUUGUCGGUGUCAUAUUAAUUAUUCUGAUUAUGAUACCAUUUAACAAUGCUUUAGCAAAAUAUAUCCAGUUCCAACCGCUCACAAAAACGAGAAAACUGAUAUUCCCAGUGACUUAACUUCAACUUGACCUGAAAUAAUUAGAGCUUUGGACAACUAUUUCUGUCACGAAAAAAAAUAAAAUAAAAUAAAAAAUAUGAAUUUCCAUGGAUACGGAUGCCAAUUAUUAAUUAACCGUCAACUACUAGAGUAUAAUAACUAUUUUAAUAGUCAAAUAUAUUCUGGUCUAAAAAUUCAUUAGACAAGCAUAUGAAAAGGUACAUAAAAAAAUUAGCGAGGAAUUUUUUAAAAAACUAGUAAGGACAAUUAGGUGUCAUACAGAAUUGAGAAUACUCAGCAAUUACUCGCAUUAUAUG
Actinia tenebrosa (Australian red waratah sea anemone) is the source of this 1910-nucleotide messenger RNA. Its product is annotated as melanocyte-stimulating hormone receptor-like. Lineage: Eukaryota; Metazoa; Cnidaria; Anthozoa; Actiniaria; Actiniidae. The record is from RefSeq and is a predicted model, not a curated record.